AUGGGGCGAUUUCUUCAUGGUUCAGAUGCCAAUGGAUACAAUACUAAUGAAUUAAUGAAUAACAAUGGUACCCAGCGUGAAAAAGGAAUUGCCAGGAAUAAUCAGAGGUCAAAUGGUAAUGAAAUCACACAACGUAAGUUGAACGAAGGGGAAGACAAGUUCAUUGGUUACCAUAGGAUACCAUACUUUGGCCCUAUUUCACAGAAAUGGCGGCGGCGGCGGCGGCGGCGGACCCUCUGCCGGGAGGUCCGGCCGGCCCCGGGGCCGCGCUUCGCCGGGCCGCUCGGGCGCCGCCGUGCGCCCUCGGCGGACAGCCGAGCUCAGCGCCUGCCCGCCGCGCCGCGGAUGUUUAAACGGCGCGAGUGGCGGCGCGCACCCAGUCGGUGGCGGGUCGCGUCUCGCAGCGCAGCCGUGUGGGAGGCGAGGCGAGGUGUCGUGUCGUGUCGUGUGGUGCGUGCGGCGCGCAGGGACGCGUGUGCUUGGCUCGGCAUGCAGUGCGAUGUGGCCGCCGUCUCCGCCUUCACCGUGCUCGCCGCAGUGCUCGCCCUCGCCGCGGGACACCACCACGGGGCGUACUCGGGCCGGCGAGGCGAGGUGGUGCACCCGCGGCGCGUGGACAGCAGCGGCGCGCACCUGUCGCACGACGUGCGCCACGGCCAGGGCUCGGGCGUGCUGCACGUGUGGCUGCCUGCUGGCGGGCGCGGCCUGCUGCUCGAGCUGCGACCCAGCCGGCGCUUCGUGGGCGCCGCGCUGCGCCGCUCCGCAGACUGCCACUACCGUGGCGCCGUCCGCGGGCAGCCAGGGUCCGUCGUCGCCGUCUCCACCUGCCGAGGCCUGGCGGGCCUGGUGCGGACGGAGCACGGCGAGUUCUGGGUGGAGCCAGCGCAGGGGUCGACGCCGUCGGAGACGCAGCCUCAGCCGCACGUGGUCACCCGCAGGGAGUCGACCUCUCACCACCAUCUCCACCACCAGCACGGGAGCGAUCACGACCACGCGGGCGGCGGUCGCGGCAGGCGCAACAAGCGGCGCGCCCACCGGGAGCGCAACUGCGGCACCAAGCACGCGGAGCCGGUGUCGCGGCUAGCGGCGGAGAGCGGCGGUCGCGCUCGGCCACGCAGGACGCGCUGGCGCCGCUCCACGUCGCGCGAGAGCCACGUGGAGGCGCUGCUCGUGGCCGACGCCUCCAUGCUGGAGUACCACCGCGAGCCCAGCGCAGUUGAGACCUACAUCCUGACCGUCAUGAACAUGGUCGCCUCGCUCUACCUCGACCCAUCCAUCGGCAACCCCAUCAACAUCGUCGUCGUGCGCAUCGUGCUGCUCAGCGACGGAGAGUUUCAGAAUGGUCUUAACGGCACGGUGAACGCAGACCAGAUGCUGGAGACGUUCUGCCGCUGGCAGCACUCGCUCAACUACGAGUCUGACGAUCACCCCAACCACCACGACGUCGGCAUCCUGCUCACCAGGCAGGACCUGUGUGCACGUGUUAAUGCAUGCAGCACAUUGGGAGUGGCACACGUCGCCGGCAUGUGCCAGCCUGAACGCAGCUGCAGUGUCAACGAGGACAACGGUCUCACUGUCGCACACACCGUUGCACAUGAGCUCGGACACAACUUUGGCAUGUACCACGACUCCGAGAGCAUGGGCUGUGAACGCGGCGAUGGCCACACCAUGCACGUGAUGACUCCCAGCUUCGAGUCGGAUAGCGUCGACGUCUCGUGGUCGGAGUGCAGCCGCAGAGACAUCACUGCAUUCCUUGACAAAGGGUUAGGCAGCUGUCUUGAAGAUGAACCAACACAGCAGGAUUACACCUAUCCAGAUGUUCCAACUGGUGCUAUCUACAGUGUGGAGCAGCAGUGCGAUCUUAUGUUCUCCACACAUAAUGCUACUCUGUGUUCAGCAACUCUCGAGGAGGUAUGUGAGAGGCUGUGGUGUCAAGUGGGUCCUUUGUGUUCUACAAUCUUGAGACCAGCUGCUCCAGGCACAUCCUGUGGCUGGAACAUGUGGUGUCAAGAUCGCAAGUGUGUUGAAGUUGGAGAUCGACCUGAUCCAGUAAAUGGCGGGUGGGGGGAAUGGGGGUCAUGGAGUGAAUGUACACGCACAUGUGGUGCUGGAAUUUCCACCAUUGAAAGAGAGUGCAACAACCCAAUUCCCAAAUUUGGUGGGAAGUAUUGCCUGGGAGAACGUCGUCGCUACAGACUCUGUAACACACAGCCUUGUCCUGAAGGAGAGCCAAAUGCCAGAGACUUACAGUGCUCCCAGUUCAAUAACAAAACAUACAACAACAAAAUGUACAAGUGGGUGCCAUAUUAUGACAAAUCUGAACCUUGUGUGCUGUACUGCAAACCAGAUGAAGGGGACACUAGAAAUGUUGUUUUCUGGAGGGAACGGGUACUAGAUGGAACACACUGUGACACUGAAUCAAGGGAUGUGUGCAUUAGUGGAACCUGCCGGCAUGUUGGUUGUGACUGGGGCAUUGACUCAAAUGCAAAAGAAGAUCACUGUGGUGUUUGCCUUGGUGAUGGAAGUCAAUGCAAGACUUUUCAUGGCGUGUACAGACGGGCGGAUGUCACUGGAUACAAGGAGGUGGUAAUAAUUCCUGCUGGUUCCAGAAACAUUCGUGCUGUAGAGGAAGGGCCAUCAAGAAAUUUUGUAGCUGUUGCCAGUGCUACAACAUAUAAAUAUUACCUAAAUGGAAACAAUCAGAUUGAGAGAUCAGGAUCUUUUUCAAUCCAUGGCACUGUUGGUUUUUACGAGCGCCACAAUGAAAGAGAAAAUAUUACUAUACCAGGUCCAAUACCUGAUGACAUAAAGAUAUAUGUAUUACACCGGCCCCGGCCCCGUUCAACUAGUACCUUCGGGCUGCGAUAUGAAUACACAGUGCCAUUGGACAAAUUAGCGAUGGUGAAGGAAUAUGUCUGGGCAUACUCAGAAUGGUCAGAAUGUACAAAAAGUUGUGGUGGUGGAACACAAACAUCAGUGCCAGAGUGUCGUGAAAAAUCUAAAGGUCUAGUUGAAGACUCCAUGUGCAUUCAGGAGCAUAAACCAGCAAAUUUAACAAGAUCUUGCAAUGAUCAAUUAUGCCCAACGAGAUGGUGGACUGGACCUUGGCAUGCCUGCUCUGUAUCAUGUGGUGAAGGUGGAAUUCAUAAGCGGCUAGUCUUCUGUGUAGAAGAGAAAAUUCCAGGAGAUGCAAACAGUCGAGAUCAACGUAGGCCAGAUUCUGACUGUGCACACCUCACUCGUCCACACAAUCAGGAAUCUUGUCCACAGUUGCCACCCUGCAUCGUUAAAGUGCAGCAGAGUAUAACAUCGUCACAAAAUUCCAGUAUGCACAACGGUCCAAAACGAAAUGGUACCAGGGGACGGAGGCCUUAUUAUGUUGGUGGCAGACGUCGGCCAUCAGUGCCCAGCCCAAGAAAUAAUAAUAAUGAUAUGCGACGAAGAGGAUGGGCUGUCGGGGCCUGGAGUGAGUGUUCUGUAACUUGUGGUAUUGGUAUCCAUCGAAGGAAAGUUGUCUGCGGCCAUCCAAGGGGAAAAUGUGACCCAAAACAGAAACCUUAUGAGACGAAGUCGUGCAAUAUGAAUGAUUUCUGCCACCUUCACUGGAUUACAGGCCCUUGGAGUCAAUGCAGCAAAACAUGUGGACGAGGACCAUCAUACAAGAGAAGAGAAGUUCGCUGUGUGGAUAAAAACACCAACAGACCUGCAGAAGGUUGUUUCCCAGUCAACAGGCCCCUUAGGCGGGAAGUCUGUCAUCCAUUGCCUCCUUGCCCAACCACCUCUCUUCAUCCACCAAACACAACACCUGGCAGGCACAGAAGUGAUGCCUGUGUCGACACCUUAAAACACUGCAGUGCCUACAAGAUGCAGUGUAAUCGUUUUUGGGUAAUUAAGACAAAAUGUUGCUACACAUGUUCACUCAGGUAGCACAGACAUUAAUUUAUUGUGAAAGUGUGUGUGUGUAUGUGUACGUGUGUUUGUGUUUUAUGCUGCCAAAAAGAUUUUGAUCUGAUAUUUCCAAGACUCAAAGGAGCAUUUAUGAAUGGAGAGAAAGACAAGUGAAAACAGGUUACAAAGAACUAAUGUACCCUGAUAACUGAUGUGAUUCUUUAGAAAUAAGUACUUGCCAAUGCAGUGUUGUGUCAGAUAUUCUUUCACAACCACUUCACAAAAAAAUGUGAAGUUAUCUAUAUUGAAACUGCCAUCCAAAAACCUCAUAAUAUUGUACAUAGUGAUUAAAAUCAAAAAUGUAAAUGAUAAAUAUUUCAUAUUGAAACUGCAUAGCACCUCCUGUGUGUGUACAAUUGUUAUUUCAUUAACAAUAUUGUGAUAAAAAGAAAUCAUCAGAAUAUUGGAAUGUAUGAUACUUCAAAGCAGUGAAAUACUAGCCAUGUUCCUGUACAGACUGUGUGACAAAUGCCAUAUUUAUCUCCCUGGCCACUAAUAUUUCAAAAAAGUUUUUUAACAGUGUCUCCCAGUACACUGCCUAUUACUACUGUUUUGUAUUAUGAUUUCAUGCAGAAGUCAUCUAUUUUCAUUCCAUGACUGUUACAAAGUUUUUUUGUUACAUAUGUAUAUUGGAUUUUGUUAUGACAAUUCCAUUCCACAUAUUAGUGAAUUAGUUAAUAUUCCAACAUGACUGUUAAAUAUUCAUGAAAAUAACUGUUAUAGAAUCACUCAUAUCUUAUUCUUGUUCUGUAAAAACUGUCACAGACAGACAUCACUUGCAAUUAUUGUUUGCUAUACAUGUUAUUCCCCUACUCUGAUUAAAAACCAAUAGCCAGAUUUCUUUACAGUAAACCAUUCAGUGUUUGUCACUUAAUAUACUUUAUUUCAUAUGUUCCAACCUCUAUUUUCUGAUUAUUACAGAACAUUAUAUUUACAGUUAUUAUCUUUAAGCCUAUAUAUUAUGCUUACUAUCAUGCAGAUCUUUGACUCAAAAGCAUUUUUUAAAUGUUUUGUUUUCUGUUGGAAAUUAGAACUUGGUUUUGUAAUUGUGCUAUUAUCUUGCUGCAUUCUUUGAAAAGAAGAAUACCACUUACAGCUCAAGCUUUAUAACUAUUGCUUAGUUGGUGUACUAUAUAAAAUCCAAUUAUCUCUAAAAGUUAUAUUUAGGUUUCCCUGCAAUGCACUAUCCACUCUCACUUUCGAUUCUUGACAGCUUAUUCAAUUUUGUCAUAUUCUGUUGUUCAAACAAAUACUUGCCAUGUGCUAACUUCUCAGGAUCCAUUCAUUAAUUCAUUCAUUCACACACCAAUUUCUAUAAAACUCAUCACGGAGGGGGGCUUUCAAAUAUGUGGAAAGAGUCCAGUUUGUAUAAAAAGAGAAAACAGCCAUUAAAAGCUACUUCAAUAAAGUAUACUGACUCUUAAGUUCCUUUUUUAUGCUUGUAUAAUAUAGGAGUGUGAAAAGGUUCCAAAAAUAUACAAGUGUGUGGUGACAGCCCCUGAGCUCUGGAGACUGACUGUCUCAGGCUGUGUUCAUGUGUGAGAUUCUUACAUGUUGCCAUUUUACUGAAGUGAAACACUAAUAUCAUUACACAGUAUUUCUGUUGGAUCCUGUUCAAGUGUUCAUUGACUACUACAUUCAUAUGAGAAGAUCUCCCACAUGCUUCUGAAUAACUUAAUACCUUAUACCGCCGUCUCAUAAGCCUAGCAUGCACCUUAUAACAGCUAAUUAUUUGCACACAGAUUUCCAUCUUGGGUGCUGUUUUUCUUGGCUAGUAGGUCUCCACCACUUACUUGUCAAAAGAGAUGGAAAAUGCUAUCAAACACUAUUACAAAAUCUGCAUUUGCUACAGCUUCUUCCUGUUCCCAUCACAUAUAAUAUAUUGGAAGGAGGACUGCAUGUGUAUGUGUGUCGUUCAAAUUAUAUUCAGUAUUUUUGCAGGGGAGGAAUCAAAUCCCCUGAAGUAUACUCAUGUUUUUCGAUACUUGCACCAUAAAGAAACAUAGCCCUUCAAAUUACAGUUUCAAUUUAUAUGACACAUAGCCAUCAAAUGAAACUAUAUUUUCGUAAAACUGUAUUACAUAUAGUAUUUUUGAGAUGUCUUAUAUUAGGUGGGAUCAAACCUAAGACGGUAACAAGAUGUAUACAUGAACGGAGUAUUAAAUUGCUUUGUUGCACAUGUGCCAUUAUGUAUUAUAACAGUUCAUAACUUGCAAAUCAGCUUUUCAUCUACACUAAGUAGUUUCCAUGCAGGAGCGCCACCAUUACAUGGGUGAAGUUACUAUACAAUAGUGACAUAUUAGUGACACACACACAAAAACUGUCAAAUAAGAAAAUAUGAUCAUGAUGGUGGUCUUCAUAAAAGGACUAAUUAAGUGGCAACAUGUUCCUGAAAAACAUUACUCAAUCAGAAAAAAAAUACUUAAGAACUGUUUAACUGAAAAUCAGGUAGGAAAUAACUAUUUCUGUUAAGUUUCCUGGCUUUUGAUACAUAAGCAUAAGGUGGAGAAUGAAUUUUACACAUCUUCACUGCAUACUAAUAUGAUUUUAAUACUUUGCAGAUAAUUAUUUGUCAUGGAACUAUGAAUUGUACUAGGAAUCGUGUCUGUGUUUUCUAAAUGACUGUGAAUUUUCUAAUUAACAGCACUAUAAAAGGAUAAACAUUUCUGCUAAUUUUGCUGACAAAAUGUAUUAAAGAUAGGAAGCAAUAUGAAUUAACUGAUUUUUGCUGCUCGUGAUGGAAAAUUUAAUUUUGCACACAGAAAUAUAGUCAUGUACUUGAUACAAGAUAUUUCUUUCUUCAGCACCAUGUAUCAUGAGAGAUCUUUUGUACUUUCACAACAGAGCCAUUGUUUGGAAAUACUUUUAAAGGCUAGUGUAAGGUAUUUUGUCAGUUGCAUUUUUUUACAAGGAAGCAAAUUUAUUUUUGCUGUAAUCAAAGAACAACAAUUAUAUUCCAAUAAAAAUAAUGUAUCACUGCCAGUUUGUACAGCUAUUUAUUUAUUUAAUUGUACACCAGUUGUAUCUCAGCAAACAAUAUGUUGUGGUACCAGAACAUUAAAAGUAUAUCAUGAAUAUAACUGAAUCUGAGUACCCAGUGAGGAUGCUCUUAAAAUUAUUAAAUUGACUAUUCUUAUUAUUAUUUAUUUUCAAAUUUUUGAUUCCUCUGAGUCUGAUAUUCAUAUUUCGUAUACUGAAUCAUCAGCUAUGAGAUUUUAGUUAUGUGCUAUUGCAUGAUACAGAAGGUAUUCUUUUUUUUUUUAAAAAAAAAAGGAAAACAGAAAAACUUGGUGCUAUUAAUGCUAAGAGGCUUUAAAGCAUAGGUGCAAAUGGUUUGAAUAUUGGAUGUUCAUUUUUAUGUGGAAUGAAUAAAUUAUAUUUUCCUAAUGAGGAUAUGCUCAUUAUAACCAUAGUUAUUCCAAUCAGAAGUACUGCUGUAACUGUAGUACUGACACCUAAAAUAUUUAUGUACAUACCUCAUGUUUGCUUUUUAGCUUUUGGGCAAAUGAUAAAUUACACUGCCUAUAAUGUGUAUGUUUUUAACAUCCACACAACAUCUAGUCCCAUGACUGAAAUAUUAUAGUGUAUUGUACAGGUUAUGGAUUCCAUGAACCACAUUUAUUUCAUUUACAAAUAUCUUAUAGAUUGUGGGGCACACUUUUCAACACUACUUCUGAAUUUGGAACCCCCUUUUUUGUAUAUAAUUUUUGUAUGAUGGAAAACUUGAAACUUCCCUUUUACAAUAGUAAUUAUAUAUUUCAUGACAAUAAUUUAUUUAUAUGAAGUUGUAAAACUUUGUUAAUUUCUUGUAUACUUGUGAUUACUGAAAUAUUUGUAAAAUAUGUACAAUUUAAAAUGUAGAAAAUAAGAACAUUGCUUGUAAUUUGGCAGAUCAUUAAUUUUGUCAGUAUUCUUCAGUGCAGUAUUGUUCACCAUAUUGUUUAACUGUGCCAUAAUGGCAGUAAUAAAGAUAUAUGCCAAAUAAUGUCUCAUUGAAUUAUUAACUAUUCUCGCUCUCCACUCUUAUGAGGUUAUGUACAUUGUAGUGCAUAUU
Molecule: messenger RNA, 8002 nt
Organism: Schistocerca gregaria
Lineage: Eukaryota; Metazoa; Arthropoda; Insecta; Orthoptera; Acrididae
Product: A disintegrin and metalloproteinase with thrombospondin motifs 12-like
Exons: 21
Coding region: 1-3927 (1308 amino acids)
Biological process (GO): extracellular matrix organization; proteolysis
Cellular component (GO): extracellular matrix
Molecular function (GO): metalloendopeptidase activity
Source: RefSeq, a predicted model, not a curated record